This is a messenger RNA of Salvelinus fontinalis (brook trout), 3812 nucleotides long. RefSeq names its product chondrolectin-like. Gene Ontology annotation, cellular component: cytoplasm. The record is from RefSeq and is a predicted model, not a curated record. The transcript has 8 exons. Bases 515 to 1450 code for a protein of 311 amino acids. Gene Ontology annotation, biological process: positive regulation of axonogenesis. Lineage: Eukaryota; Metazoa; Chordata; Actinopteri; Salmoniformes; Salmonidae.
CUUGAAGCAUUCCUGCUAUUAUGAUCCAAACAUGCCAUAGUUUGUCUUCAAGCAUUAUGUAUCUUGGGGAGCACGUGUGUCGAGGCGAAAUUGCCGGAGGGGGUGCGAGGUGACAGCUGUGGCCCCGCCUGGUCGAUCAGCUGCAGAGGGACCCCACCAGUCCAGAGAGGAGAAAGAAAGGGAGGGGAUCAAUAGGCGCUGGUGUGGGUCUCACUUUCACUCCUUCAAUCUCUCUGGUGGGCUGAAUGCGCGAGCCCCCGUUCUUCGAACACUAUUUAUGUUCUCGAGCGCGCAAGGAAGCAGGUCCAAAUCCUGAUCACAGCAUCUUGCUCACUGAAAUACCGAAAUAUCGGGGAAACCAUGACAACAGCAGAAACCGGAGAUUGAGAGCUGAGUCGCAGUCAACAAACUGCCAGCAGAACCAGUAGAACGGGGAACUCUGAUGUGAAAGAAGAAGCAUCUUGUUUUACAACAACAGUUUGAUUUCAAACCCCUGGCUUUUUCUCUAUCAAGUAUGGAAUCCUCGAUGACGCGCGCAGAGCAGAAUAUCAUGACAGUUCUAUGGGGAGUGAUGGUCAUGGCCUCCUGUGGCAAUAGCGCACGAAUUGUCAGUGGUCAGACGGUGUGUCAGGGAGGGGCGGAGCAUCCGUGCUACAAGAUGGCCUACUUCCGGGACAUGACCAGCCGCGUUGCAUUCUGGGAGGCCAGACAGGCAUGUGAGAUGGACGGCGGGUCCCUGCUGAGCAUAGAGAAUGCUGCCGAGCAGAGACACAUAGAGCACCUGCUACAAGAGCUUCGGACCUCCUCAACAGGAGCGGGGACAGAAACAGGGGCUGGAGCGGGGACCGGUAACGGAGGAAUAGCAGACGGUGAUUUCUGGAUCGGGCUGACAAGGACAGAUGGAGAGAACACACAGGAACAAGAUCACUUCGCCUCCUGUCCCGACCUCUACCGCUGGACUGAUGGGAGUGUGUCACAGUUCAGGAAGUGGUAUUUUGACGAGCCGUCGUGCGGAGGGGAAGCGUGUGUAGUGAUGUACCACCAGCCCACAGCUCUCCACGGGCUGGGCGGGGCCUACAUGUACCAGUGGAACGACGACAGAUGCAACAUGAAGCACAACUUCAUCUGCAAGUACGAACCAGAGAGCCAUCUGGUGAAGGAGCAGGGGGACAGGCCUGGAGCUCGUGACCCAGAUGUGACGGUGGCACAGACAAUAGAGGUCAAACAGGCUGGUCCCAGUGAGGAGGAACACGUAGUCAUAGCCGGACCAGGGAUGUUUCUGGUCUAUGUGAUCAUCCCCACCAUCCCUCUGCUGCUGCUCAUCCUGGUGGCUUCUGGGACUUGCUGUUUCCAGAUGUUCAGCAAGAGCAAACCGGGGACCAAAACCAGCAUCAACCAAUCAACACUCUGGAUAUCCAAGACCCCUAAGACGGACAGCAUGGAAGUAUGACGGGCAGGUGACAUCACAAACAAGAUCGUCAGAAUGAACAGAACCAACAGAAUGAUAAAGCCUCUCCUCUGAUACUGUCCCCUGUUCCAAAUACCUCUAACCAUUCACCUCAACCAAUGAACAGCUCUCGUCUUCUACAUGUCCUUUGUCCAGUUUGUUCAUGUCUCCACCACUCUAUUUAGAUUCUCCUUAUUUAUUUUUACCUCUCCUCCUCUCCUCCCCUCCAUCCUAACCCUCCUCUCCUCCUCUCCUCCCCUCCAUCCUAACCCUCCUCUCCUCCUCUCCUCUCCUCCAUCCUGUCCUCCUCUCCUCUCCCCUACCCUAACCCUCCUCUCCACCCCCCCCUGUCCAGUCCUCUCCUCUCCUCCCCUCCAUCCUAACCCUCCUCUCCUCCUCUCCUCUCCUCCAUCCUGUCCUCCACUCCUCUCCUCCCCUCCACCCUAACCCUCCUCUCCAUCCCCCCUGUCAAGUCCUGUCCUCCUCUCCUCUCCUCCCCUCCACCCUAACCCUCAUCUCCUCCCCUCCAUCCCAUCCUCCUCUCCACCACUCCUCCCCUCCACCCCCCCUGUCCAGUCCUCCUUUCCUUUCCUCUCCCCUACCCUAACCCUCCUCUCCACCACCCCCCCGUCCAGUCCUCUCCUCCUCUCCUCCCCUCCAUCCUAACCCUCCUCUCCUCCUCUCCUCUCCUCCAUCCUGUCCUCCUCUCCUCUCCCCUACCCUAACCCUCUUCUCCACCCCCCCUGUCCAGUUCUCUCCUCUCCUCCCCUCCAUCCUAACCCUCCUCUCCUCCUCUCCUCUCCUCCAUCCUGUCCUCCACUCCUCUCCUCCCCUCCACCCUAACCCUCCUCUCCAUCCCCCCUGUCAAGUCCUGUCCUCCUCUCCUCUCCUCCCCUCCACCCUAACCCUCAUCUCCUCCCCUCCAUCCCAUCCUCCUCUCCACCACUCCUCCCCUCCACCCCCCCUGUCCAGUCCUCCUUUCCUUUCCUCUCCCCUACCCUAACCCUCCUCUCCACCCCCCCCCUGUCCAGUCCUCUCCUCCUCUCCUCCCCUCCAUCCUAACCCUCCUCUCCUCUCCUCCAUCCUGUCCUCCACUCCUCUCCUCCCCUCCACCCUAACCCUCCUCUCCACCCCCCCUGUCAAGUCCUGUCCUCCUCUCCUCUCCUCCCCUCCACCCUAACCCUCCUCUCCUCCCCUCCAUCCCAUCCUCCUCCCCUCCACCCCCCCUGUCAAGUCCUGUCCUCCUCUCCACCCCACAUUCUCCUCUCCACCCCCCCGUCAUGUCCUCUGCUUCACCCUUCCUGUCCUGUCCUCCUCUCCACCCCCACCCUCCUCUCCACCCCUCCUCCCCUCUUUUCUCCUCCACCCCAUUCCUCCUCUCCACCCCUCCUGUCCUCCUCUCCACUCCCCCAUUCUCCUCUUCACCCCUCCUGUCCUCCUCUCCACCCCCCCAUUCUCCUCUCCACCCCCAUCAUGUCCUCCUCUCCACCCUUCCUGUCCUCCUCUCCACCCUCAUCCUCCUCUCCACCCCCUCUCCUCCUCUACACCCCUCCUCCCCUCUCCCACUCUCCACCCCCCAUCAUGUCCUCCUCUCCACCCCACUCUCCUCCUCUCCACCCCUCCUCCCCCAUCCUGCCCUCCUCUCCACCCCUCCACCCCCAUCCUGCCCUCCUCUCCACCCCUCUUCCCCGUUCCUCCUCUCCACCCUUCCUCCUCCUCUCCCACUCUCCACCCCCCUGUCCUGUCCUCCUGCUAAUGUGUUAUAGCAAACAAAAUGAAAGUAGGUAAUGGAUUAUUUGGCAGUCCUGUACCUCUCUGAUAUCAACACUACAGUGGUGCCUUUUCCUUGUGCUGCUGUUGCCAUGGAGUUAUGUUACCGAUGUGUGUGUGUAUGUGUGUGUGUGAACAUGCAACUGUGUGUGUACACUAAUGUGCGUGUGCACAAGCGUGCGUGUGUUACAGUAAUUGUCCCAAACACAGAAAGUCAUUAAGUAUCAGUAAUGAAGUGUGGUGCGAGGGGGGACCCUGAUAAAACAAGGAAUUUAACCAUCCUCUGUAACCAGGAAUAGGGUCAGAACCACUUAACACAUCACACAGAUUUACUCCUGAACAGCAGCAGUAGACCCACACAGGGAAAGAGAGGGUAGGGAGAGGGGGGAGAGGGGAGGGAGAGAGGAGGGAGAGGGGGGUGAGAGGAGGUAAAGAGGGAUGAGGAUGGAAAAGAGAAAAAUAAGGGAAAGUGAAUGAAAGGAUUAAAAACAGGGAAAGAGAUGGUGAAUAGGGAAAUAAGGCUUUAAUGGAUAUUGAAGUUUGUUAUUUGAUCUGCUUGCCAUGGUUCAGGUUUAGUACUAGCUUAACUCUCUGU